AUGGUGUUCUUCGUAAGCGGAAAAGCCGGCAGCAGCUCCGAGGAUCCAGUCGAGUGCGAAAAUCAGCCGGACGAGGCCAGCCGAGAGAUUGGCAUCGCGGGCAGCCGACACGUCAGCAGUAGCGAAGGCAGCGAGGCAAGCACCGAAGACGAAGGAAGCGAGGCCGCGGAUAUUGUCCACGAGGACAAAGACGCCGAUGACGACGCUGCCAGUACUGCUGUUAGUGCCAGCAGCAGCGGAAGAAGCAGCAGAGCCAGCGAUGACAUCGCGUCGACUUCGUCCUCUUGCACUGUCGAAGUGGGAAGGGCGAUGGCCAAUCUAUCAUGCCGGUUGUGUUCAGAGGAAGGCAGCGCACUGGAGGAACCACUGUUUCGAUGUCCGUGUCGCUGUUCGGAUGCAUUCGUCCACCGAUCGUGUCUGGAGCAGCUUCUGUACCUGGGCCCCGAUGGCCGCGUGUGCACGACAUGCGGCGUCCAUUACCCGGUGCGCCACCACACCAAACCGCUGUGGCAGUGGUUCUGGGAGAAGGAGUCGCGUGAAGACGCCACCUUGUUCCUGGCCAACCUCGUCUUCAGCAUGGGUAACAUCGGUGUGCUCACUAUGGCCUGGCUUUACGUGCUGUUCGAGUACCGCUCAAAGUCGUGGCUGCCGACAGCGUCACUGUCAUCUGCGUUGUUUGUGCUUUCCGUGCUCUGGGUCACCUUUGGCUGUCUGCGCUUCCACGUGCUCUUCAUGUCCCUUGUCCAGUGGAGGCGUGAUAACACCACUCUGAAGGUGCUGCUCACGAACAAGACCGUCGCGCAGGCCUGA
Molecule: messenger RNA, 810 nt
Organism: Dermacentor albipictus
Lineage: Eukaryota; Metazoa; Arthropoda; Arachnida; Ixodida; Ixodidae
Source: RefSeq, a predicted model, not a curated record